AUAACUAAUGAGUUUCAUCGGAAUGGUCAGGGUGGGUACAAAGCACCGGGUUGUUUUGAUAUGAAAUGUGUUGGAUUUGUGCCAGUUAAGUAUGCUCCAAUUAAUCCAGAAGAUACUCUCCAGGGGAAAAGUAAGAUAUCGAUCAAGAUAUUCAAGAGUAAAGACGACGGAAAUUGGUGGCUACACUUUGCCCAUGUUGGUGAAAAUUUUGCUCCAGUGGGAUACUGGCCAAAAGAUCUUUUUGGUGGUUUGGCUGACCAUGCAAAUUAUGUAACUUGGGGCGGGUACACUAGAUCACUUGUAGGGGACCCUAGCCCACCAAUGGGCAAUGGGAAUUGGCCAGGAGGCGACUCUGCUUCAUUUCAAGACGUGCAAUAUGUCGACACUGAUGGGAAUGGUCAUCUUCCAAAGCCCAACGUUCAUUCCAGAAUAACCGAUACGGGAUGCUAUAACGUUAGUGAAUUUGUGACUGACAGAUUCACCUACGGAGGUCCCGGUGGUUGUACUAAUUAGUACUGUUAUAUGCACUAAGAUAUAUUAUCUUC
Molecule: messenger RNA, 545 nt
Organism: Lolium perenne
Lineage: Eukaryota; Viridiplantae; Streptophyta; Magnoliopsida; Poales; Poaceae
Source: RefSeq, a predicted model, not a curated record